Prunus persica (peach) is the source of this 797-nucleotide messenger RNA. Its product is annotated as fatty-acid-binding protein 1. Gene Ontology annotation, molecular function: intramolecular lyase activity. Lineage: Eukaryota; Viridiplantae; Streptophyta; Magnoliopsida; Rosales; Rosaceae. The record is from RefSeq and is a predicted model, not a curated record. The coding region runs from base 1 to 750 and encodes 249 amino acids. The transcript is spliced from 5 exons.
AUGGAAGUUCCAGCCUCCAUGGUUAAACGUUGGCUGAUUGGUCCAAUUUGUACAACUCAUUCAGUUGAAGAAUGGCAGCUAUUGUUGGUCUUGGGGGUGUCACUGCCAAGGCUGAGAACCGGACAGGAGGAGGAGGCAAAAAAGGAGGAGGUGGCAGUUGAGAUUGAACCCAAGACUGGGGUCUCCUUUCCAUUUAAACUGGAUGAUGGGAAACAGUUGGGUUGUGUUGGUCUGAGGAAGAAAUCCAUGCUUGGCAUAGGCAUCAAGAUUUAUGGAUUCGGGAUUUAUGCAGACAAUGAGAAGCUGAGAGAACUUCUCAAGUUGAAAAUUGGGAAGGCCCCAGCAAAACCCACGAAGGAUAUGUAUCAGUUGGUGAUUGACAGUGAUGCCGAGAUGAUGGUCAGGUUAGUGAUCGUAUUUUCCAGCCUCACCAUGAACAUGGUAAGAAAGAAUUUUGAUGAAGGUCUUGGAGCAUCAAUCAAGAAACUUACUGGUGGCAAGAAGAACGAGGCACUCGCAAAUAAGGUAAUGGGACAAGCAUCAGAUGACAUUAAGCUAACCUCUGGUUCUGUGAUUGAGAUUUCUCGGCUUCCGGGAAACAUUCUCCAAACCAAAGUGAUUGGUGAGGUGGUCAGCAAGGUUGAGAGUGAACUCUUGUGCAGGGCCUAUGUGAACAUGUAUCUGGGAGACGAUCCCUUGGACAAGGAUACCCAGGAGAAGUUCGGAAUGUCCCUGCCUUCACUCUUCUAAGCACCAAAAACAUAUAAGAUUCUACCACCUAGUGACUGAGAAAUUAC